AUGCCGAAUGAACUAGUACAGAUAUUCAAAUAUUGGUACGCCAACCAGUUGGACAUGGUACGAUGGUCGGGUGUCUAUUCGAGGCCAUACAGGAUGGAGUGCGGGGUGAGGCAAGGGGGGUUGACCUCGCCCAAGCUGUUCAAACUAUAUGUGAGUACUCAUGUCGGCUGCCAUAUUGAUGAAAUAUAUCUCAACAGUAUCAGUUAUGCUGAUGACAUAAUGCUGCUGAGUGCGUCGGCCUGUGGGCUGUCUAAGCUGCUUGGCAUAUGUGAAAGGUAUGCUCUAAGUCAUGGUCUGGUGUAUAAUGCAAAUAAGAGUGAGUGUAUGGUGUUUCGGGCCAAGAGUAGGUGUCUGGAUAACAUUCCAGCCGUCAAACUGAAUGGUACGCCACUACGCAGAGUAGACAAGUUUAAAUACCUAGGAUACUUUAUAGCCUCUGACCUGAGGGACGGUGCAGACAUUGAGUGGGAGCAGAGAGCGCUGUCUCUAAGAGCUAAUAUUAAUAUGAUUGCCCGCAGUCAAAAGCAGUACAGCGCCUUACGCGUCCAAUACAACAAUGCGUUCAGGGUGUUGUUGGGGCUGCCUCGGUUCUGCAGCGCGUCCGGAAUAUUCGCCGAGGCACGAGUCGAUUGUUUCUUUACGACCAUGCGGAAAAGGUGCACAUCCCUGAUUCGUCGGGUCCAGGUCAGCCCUAACAGCAUCCUGAAGACCGUUAUGAAUGUUGGUACUUGA
Molecule: messenger RNA, 732 nt
Organism: Bombyx mandarina (wild silkworm)
Lineage: Eukaryota; Metazoa; Arthropoda; Insecta; Lepidoptera; Bombycidae
Source: RefSeq, a predicted model, not a curated record